AUGGAUAAAAUUGAUCUUGAUAACGUAGACGAUGCCAUAAAAAGAGAAAAGUUGUUUUUGAAAGCAGCAAAGGAGUGUCUUGCCAAGAUGGAAUUCAAGCUUGUGGAUAAGGAGCAUGUUGGCGUGUUGAUGAGGACACAGAAGGAAAUAGACAUGUGUGAGAAGUUUGGACAAUUACGAGCAGAGCGCAUGACAAAGAAACAUGCAGAAAGAAGGAUACAAAAGAAAUCACGGAAAGUAGACGAGGACUCUGAUGAUUUGGGUCCUGAAGAGUUCAUUGCGCCAAUGAUCAGCAAUAAGGAUAACAGAAAGAAAAACAAAAAGAAGUUAUACAAAAAUAACUCAGAGAGGAGAAGAAAAAUGAAAUCGCGACAGAAACGACAUAGACAUUGA
This is a messenger RNA of Ordospora colligata OC4, 393 nucleotides long. RefSeq lists its product as uncharacterized. The record is from RefSeq and is a predicted model, not a curated record. The transcript has a single exon. NCBI's taxonomy places the organism in Eukaryota, Fungi, Microsporidia, Ordosporidae. The coding region runs from base 1 to 393 and encodes 130 amino acids.